Messenger RNA from Betta splendens (Siamese fighting fish), 1286 nucleotides. Its product is annotated as gastrula zinc finger protein XlCGF8.2DB-like. Bases 111 to 1148 code for a protein of 345 amino acids. Gene Ontology annotation, cellular component: nucleus. The transcript is spliced from 2 exons. The record is from RefSeq and is a predicted model, not a curated record. Lineage: Eukaryota; Metazoa; Chordata; Actinopteri; Anabantiformes; Osphronemidae.
GAAGUUUAAAGCGGAAGUACAUCGUUCCCUGCCGGACCCUCGGAGUGUAACACCGAGCGUUGAGUGUAGCGGGUAAGUUCAAAAGUAAAGUCACCACUAACGGAGCGACGAUGUCCUCGGUUCAGCAUCUGAAAGAGUUCAUCUCCCAGCGACUGACCGCUGCUGCUGUGGAAAUAUUCGGAGCCUUUGAACAAACCAUCGUCGAGUACGAAGAAGAGCUCGACCGUCAGCGCAGACUGUUGGACGCUGUGUUGAGACCUGAGAUCAAACUACACAGGAUAGAGAUUCCAGAUGUGUGUGAGGAAGAGGAGGAGGUUCCCACUCACCUGCAGAUCUGUCAUCACGUGAAGAAAAUUAGUCAGGAUGAAGAUGAUCCAAAUCUUCCACAACUAAAAGAGGAACAUGAGGAACCACACACCAGUGAGGAAGGAGAGAUGCUUGCUCUGAAGCAGGAGAUCGAUAAUGUGAUGAGUUCAGCAUACGAGGACAAUGCAGCAGAAGUAAAUGGUGACAGUCAGCUCCUCUCUCACAACUCUCUUGUCGCUCUCCACGUAGACAAUUCUGCUAUGUUAGAGAGUCCCACAGAUAAAAAGAGUUUUAUAUGUAUCACUUGUAAUAGAACAUUUAAGCGUAAAGGUGCAUUACAGAACCAUGUGAAAACCCACACAAGAGAGAAGCCAUUCCCCUGCAAAACCUGCGGAAAACAAUUUAGACGAAAAACAGAUCUAGAUAUUCAUAUGAGGAUUCACACAGGUGAGAAGCCAUUCCCCUGCAAAACCUGCGGGAAACGAUUUAGACGAAGACCACAUUUACAAAUUCAUCUAAGGAUCCACACAGGUGAAAAACCAUUCCUCUGCAAAACCUGCGGGGAACGAUUUAGACAUAAACCCAGUCUGGAAGGUCAUCUAAAGAUCCACACAGGUGAGAAGCCAUUCCCCUGUAAAACCUGCGGGAAACGAUUUAGACUAAAACACGAUCUAAAUGUUCAUCUGAGGAUUCACACAGGUGAGAGACCGUACCUCUGUAACAUCUGCGGCAAAGCCUUCCAGGAUAACAGGAGUUUGAAACGACACGUCAUGGUGCACACAGGUGAAAAUCCUAUUCCUGUACAUGUGAACCAAGCUUUACAGGUGGUAAAGCCUUGUUGAACCACACAAGGUCUCACACAGUUCUGUGUGGGAUUGUGCAAAAGCUCAUAAACAGGACGGCAGCAUCUUAGUUGCAGUUAUGUUCAUGUGGUAUAUUGUCUUUUUUUAAUUUCCUAAUAAUAAAAUGAUUCGUUGUGA